GUCGUCUAAUCCUGGCAUUUGGAACAAAUCCCCCACUGACUUAAUCAUGGAAAAUAUUGCGUGUCAUUUGCGCACCACACUGGCUGGCUGAUGGUAGUGGUACUAAUUCACCACUGCUGUGAAACAGAACUCCCAACCUGCCUUGUGCUCAAAUCUCUAUUUCCCUGACUUCAUCCUGUUUCUUUCUGUUGCAAGCUUCGACCUAUUUUUCUUCUGUCUCACAGAACAGAAGAAUACAAAAUAUCACAGAUUAAUCGGUGUUUGUCCAUUGAUACUUUUUUUAUUAUUUCUUUUGAAUUAUUUAUUAAUAUAAUUGCAGCUAAUGUUUGGGUAAGUUCACUGUCUAAGACGGUCGUAUAUCCUCCGCCGUUUCUGCCCUUUCCACAGCAGCACCGUCCUACUGUUGUUUACCUUCCCAUGUGCUGAGAGUCGUUCAGUGCCCGCCCCUCUCUAUACUGUGGCCAAUCACAUUACUUAGCCUACACGAAGAUGUAUGUUAACAGCCAAUCAGUGCUUGUGUUUUUUUCCACGUCAACGUAGGAAAUAUGGCGGCGCACAUAACCACAGCGGUAAAACGGUUUGUUCCACGAUACAGAUCUGUGCUGUGAGAAUACCCACAAGACCUGUGUAUGCAGUGUUGCAGAUUUUGAUUAUGCACCACCGGCAUCACACCUCAGCGGGGGAGAGCGGUUGGCUCCUGCCCACAGCCUGGCAGUUGUAUACUGAAGCAUGGCGUCAACACCACCACUCUGCAGGCCCCUUGCUGCGUUACAUACCCCGCAGGGCAGUUCUCUACUGCCCUGGCAAUGAUGAGCGAAAAUUGAGGAAACUAGCUUCACUAGAUGUCGACUGUGCUGUCUUGGACUGCGAGGAUGGUGUAGCCCUUAGCAAAAAGACAGAAGCCAGAGAGAACAUUCCCAGGAUGUUAGCAGAACUGGAUAUGGGCCGGACAGAGAAGUGCGUGAGAGUGAAUUCGGUGUCCAGUGGGCUAAUUGAGGAUGACCUGCAGGUUAUCUUACAGGCUGAGGUUCUCCCUCCUGCCAUCAUGUUACCCAAGGUGGAAGACACACAGGAGGUGCAGUGGUUUGUUGACAGGUUUCAGCACAACUUGAAAGGACGGCCACUGACAGAAUCCAUUCGCCUGCUCACUUUCGUGGAAACCGCCAUGGGCCUGCUCAAUUUUAAGGCGGUGUGUGAAGAGAUCCGUCGCCUUGCACCCAAGGCUGGUCUUCACCAUGAUGGUGUGGUGUUUGGCUCUGAUGACUUUUGUGCAAGCAUAGGUGCCACGCGGACUAAGGAUGCCAGGGAGCUCCUAUACGCAAGGCAGAAGGUGGUUGUGACCACCAAAGCAUUUGGGCUGCAGGCUAUCGACCUGGUCUACAUUGACUACAAAGAUGUGGAAGGGCUGAGGCAACAGGCCAGAGAGGGAGCGCUAAUGGGCUUUACAGGUAAACAGGUUAUCCAUCCGUGGCAGAUUGAGGCUGUGCAGGAAGAGUUUUCCCCCAGUCAGGAGAGAGUCCAGUGGGCCAGAGAGCUCAUUGCUGCUUUUGACCAACAUCAGAAAGAGGGAAAGGGUGCGUUCACCUUCCACGGCAGCAUGAUUGACAUGCCCUCGCUGAAGCAGGCACAGAACAUCAUAACGCUGUCCGUCGCGGUGCCAGAGAAAUAACACGAAACGGAAGGAACCACAUAAAACCUCAGGAGAGGUCAAAGAAAACUGGAAAUGUCCCAGGUCUCAUGAUCUAAUUAACACUUCAACAAUGAUUUAACUUUGUUGCUGGACAUAAGAAUAGAGUGGAAAUAAUUAUUUUUAUAAUUGUUUAAGUAUAUAUUAAUUGCAGUAAAGGUUUACUUUUGCUGCUGAGGUAAAUGUUACAAUACGAAUCUACCUUGAGAUGUUUUCCGUAAUGCACAUAGUGACCAGCAGCCCAGUGUUGAGUAUUGUUGCCCCGUGUGGGCACUUUCUUGGCAUUCUGCAGUGUGUGUGCUGUCAUGUCAUUCUCCAGCGUGUACCCAUUCCUCCCAUCUCGCCUAGGUCAUGAUGAAUGCUCUCCCAUCUCCACGGUCCAGGCAGCUGGGUGAAAGGGUAAACAAACACAACAAGUCACUGUUGUGCAUCUAUUCAUUGGGCCCCUGUCUUCCAGUCAGUCCUCAGCCCCCUGCCCAGGGCCUGACUCACAAACAUCAGAGUUCUGCUCACUAAGAAAAAAAAAAGCACAGAUGGAAGUGUGUAAACUCACAAUUUAGCUUUUUUCUGUGUCUGUCUCCUUGGUAAAGACAUGCAGCUCAUGUUGUGGCAACUGUGAGCCUAUGAUCUUGAUGAAGGCGGCGUUUGGUAUCAGAAACCUGUAUGAAAAAUAAACCCUGUAAACAUACAGCACACAGACAAAUGCAGCAGCAGCAUUCUUUACCUGAUCUCUCACAGUUUAACUUGGAUUUUCAGUUACUGUUCACCUGUUUUUAUAUCAGCGUCUCCAAAUAACGGCUUCAUUUAUCAUCAGUGAUAAAUGGUCCCAGUUGUAAAAAAUGAACUGCCAAACCAGUUCGGUAAACUAGCUGGUUGUUCUGUCACAAAUGAAAGUACAAUGGGGCUCUGUGAAUCGCUUGUGCAUGUGUGAUUUCCAGAAACAGUGAAGUGGGUGUGAUGUUGGAGUGAGACAGAUUAGUGGCCAUGUUGCUCCAGCAGACCAGGACCGAGGCUUUGUCUCUCUGACUGUGGAUGGGAGGAUAAUUGGGGGGGUGUUGAAUGGUUAAUAGUGCCAUUGGUGACCAUGGUAAUGAAAGGCACCAUACCUCCCCUACCCCUCCUCGUCCUCUCUCUCUUUUUCUCUCCUUCUUUCUCUCCCUCUCUUUCUCCUACUGUAUGAUCUAUUGUGUCUGGGGCAGGACUGUGGUCUCUGCCAGGCCAGGCCAGACAAAAAGAUCGAAACCACUCCUGCGCCCAGCCAAAGACCCAAACAGUAAGCUGUCUCUUUGGCAUUUGGCCACAUAUUUCCCUCACCCCUGGCUCACUUUUUCUGUCAUGAAUUCAAAUUCAGCUUGUUUGUUUGUUUUCCCCCAAACUACUUACUAUCAUUAUACCCCUAGGUUGGUGGACAAAACUGCUAUUAUGUAUGACUUUCAUUAAAUGAAUCCACAGACAUGAUUUGAGUACAGCCAUUUUGUGAGGCUCUGCAGGUCUGCAGAAGUGGCCGAGCUGUAUCUUGAACAAGGAUGACUUAAAAAUAUUUCUUCUACUUUCCACUUUCAGAAUUUGUAGAUUGUGAGAAAUACACACAGAUUGCUUUAACAUCGUAUACCCUGUCAUUUGAUUGUUUUGCCAUUAAAGGAAGCUAUGAGGAUUUUGAUUAAACUUUAAAAUAC
Molecule: messenger RNA, 3363 nt
Organism: Monopterus albus (swamp eel)
Lineage: Eukaryota; Metazoa; Chordata; Actinopteri; Synbranchiformes; Synbranchidae
Gene: clybl
Product: citrate lyase beta like
Exons: 9
Coding region: 494-1669 (391 amino acids)
Biological process (GO): regulation of cobalamin catabolic process
Molecular function (GO): (S)-citramalyl-CoA lyase activity
Source: RefSeq, a predicted model, not a curated record